Messenger RNA from Trifolium pratense (red clover), 1447 nucleotides. RefSeq lists its product as uncharacterized. The transcript has 6 exons. The coding region runs from base 232 to 1212 and encodes 326 amino acids. The record is from RefSeq and is a predicted model, not a curated record. Lineage: Eukaryota; Viridiplantae; Streptophyta; Magnoliopsida; Fabales; Fabaceae.
AGAUUUUUUUAUUUAUUUAUUUUUUUGUAGCAAUUAUAAACCCUAUUAUCAUCACUUGAAUUAGAACAAACUAUAGAAUCGUGAACAACACUGAUCCUUCCAUCUACUUCACAAUACAAGCGUUACAACAAAAACCCUUUGAUUGAUUAUUGCAUCGGUUUCAAACUAAAGGUGUUAUAAUAAUAAUACAUAUAUAUAUACGAAUAACAAAAACUAUAGUACAUAGAAACAAUGGCGGGAAUAGCUAUACUUGUAGAUCUAUGGAGGAAAAAUCAUAACUCUGCAUCACAUGCUUUUCAAUGUUCUCCAUCCUUUUCAGCUUCCUCUGCUGUUGCUGCAGCUGCUUCUUUUGCUGCAGGCUCCACUUUUGCUUCAAGGGCUUUCUUUGGGUCACCAGUUGCAUAUUCUGAUGCUGGCGCAGCAUUAUCUGAAGAUUUUAUUUCUAAUAUACAAAGUGCUUCUCAAAGGAUUUACAAUUUUGAUGCUGAAAAAGUUAGUACAAAAACGUACAAUGUCCAACCUAAACCUCUAUUGUCUGCUUUCGAAUGGAGGACACUUGCAAUGACUUCUGUAAGGUCAUUCUUAAUGCAUUAUUUGCCUCUUUUGGAGCCGCGUGCUGAUAUGGAAGACGUUGACGACUUUCUGGAGGACGAACCUCCAGAACACCAUGUUGAUCUUGUUGUUCCCUUCAAUAAGUCAGUGAAGCAAAUCGCACGCGAGACAAGUGUUGUGACCACCAGAAGGAUUUUGGAAAGAAUUGCUGUCCAUUAUGUUUCACAGCGAAUGGCAUGCAAACUUCUUAAAGAUGUUCCUCGAUCAGCUACUCGCAAGGCCUUAAGGAAAUUGCCUGUUCAUGUUUACUUCUUCUCUGUGAGCAGAACAACAUUCAGAGGACACAUGCUAGGAGUUGCAGCAUCAUGGGUUGUCCAAGUAAGCAUUGAAGUGUAUCGAUUCUUUAGAUCCGUUUUCAAGUCCAAUGAUAAAGAUAAGGAAGUUGAUACACCCGAGCAAGUUCGACUUCUUGGACAGAAGAUUGCACUUACAUCAAUAAGGUGCAGUUCAUCUUUAGUUUUUGCCUCCAUAGGCGCAGGGAUCGGUGCUACCCUUAUUCGUCCGUCACUUGGCCAAUGGAUUGGAUGUGCUGCUGGUGAUUUGGCUGGUCCAAUCAUUGUAGCAUUUUGCGUCGACAAAGCAUUUCAAGUGACACUUUAGUAGCAGAUAUUUUUCUGACUAAUUCUUUACAAACCUCAAAAUGAAUGGUGUAUCUUCAAAGUUUUGCUGUUUUUAUGUCAUAUGUUUAAGAGCUACUAAUUAAAAUUUGCUUUACCUCUUUUGAGCUGAAAAAAUUGUAACAUUCUUCUCUUAUGAUGUUAGUUACUUUGUUACUGUUUCAAUAAAUACUCCUAAUGAUUUAGUGUCUAAGCUGUUAUUGUGUUGAUUUUCAUAA